GCAGAAGGAACCUAAGAUGAAGGAAGCUGACUCUGGGUAGGCAAUUCUACUUCAUUUUGCAAUCUCUUUUCCUUUUUGCUUGCCUGUAAGAAUAUUCUAAGAUUGAAGAAGUUGUGGAGGUAAGAGUGAACUGUUUGGGAAUUCUUUCAUUAUCUCCCUUUUUAGGACAGCACAAAGAUCAAAUCACUGUCACCUCAUGCAAGAAAUAACUGUCAAAUCUCUGCUAUAUCAGUACUGGCUAAAUUAGGUGUUAAAUGAUUGAGCUUCAAGAUGGGCAAAUCAUGACUUCGGACUACAUUCCUCUUUGCCUGGGGGCUGGGAAAUUCCGUAAGCUCUCUGUGUUUCUAUCAGACUGGUCUUGAAGGCGGUGGCUGUUUGUGGAUCUCCGCAGAGCGCCAACGUUGGCUUAAAAAAACCCCAAAGCUAGAUUGUCCAAAAGGUAUCCAAAAGGUCCGCGCUGCUGCGAAGACUUCAGAUGAAAGAUGCUCCGGGCACUCCGUUAUCCUGGGCCCCUCUGCCCGACAUUUUUGAUUAAGCGCUGCCUCCUGGCGGCGGCUCUAAUGCCCGACGCCUUCCCAGCCUAGUGGAGUUCACUUUCUCUGGUUUGGAAUCUGGAAGCUGAUGCAACAGCUCCCCCGAGGGGGCGGGGAGUCGGGAACCCGGAGUGGAAGAGACGGCCUUCGGGAGACCCCUCCUCCGGCUCCGAGCAGGCAUUUUUCUGGCCUUCCCUUUUACUGCUGGCUGGGAAGGAGGAGCAUCAGACCACAGAUCCUGGAAGGCACUUUUCCUGACUGCUGCUGGCACUGCCGUGAGAACCUGCUUAUAUCCAGGACCAAGGAGGCAAUGCCAGGAAGCUGGUGAAGGGUUUCCUCUCCUCCACCAUGGUUGACAGCACUGAGUAUGAAGGGGCCUCCCAACCUGAGGUGGAAACCUCCCCUUUGGGUGAUGGGGCCAGCCCAGGGCCGGAGCAGGUAAAGCUGAAGAAGGAGAUCUCACUGCUUAACGGCGUGUGCCUGAUUGUGGGGAACAUGAUCGGCUCGGGCAUCUUUGUUUCCCCCAAGGGUGUGCUCAUAUACAGUGCCUCCUUUGGUCUCUCUCUGGUCAUCUGGGCUGUCGGGGGCCUCUUCUCCGUCUUUGGGGCCCUUUGUUAUGCGGAACUGGGCACCACCAUUAAGAAAUCUGGGGCCAGCUAUGCCUAUAUCCUGGAGGCCUUUGGAGGAUUCCUUGCUUUCAUCAGACUCUGGACCUCCCUGCUCAUCAGUGAGCCCACCAGCCAGGCCAUCAUUGCCAUCACCUUUGCCAACUACAUGGUACAGCCUCUCUUCCCAAGCUGCUUGGCCCCUUAUGCUGCCAGCCGCCUGCUGGCUGCUGCCUGCAUCUGUCUCUUAACCUUCAUUAACUGUGCCUAUGUCAAGUGGGGAACCCUGGUACAAGAUAUUUUCACCUAUGCUAAAGUAUUGGCGCUGAUCGCGAUCAUCAUUGCAGGCAUUGUUAGACUUGGCCAGGGAGCCUCCACUCAUUUUGAGAAUUCCUUUGAGGGUUCAUCAUAUGCAGUGGGUGACAUUGCCCUGGCACUGUACUCAGCUCUGUUCUCAUACUCAGGCUGGGACACUCUCAACUAUGUCACAGAAGAGAUCAAGAAUCCUGAGAGGAACCUGCCCCUCUCCAUUGGCAUCUCCAUGCCCAUUGUCACCAUCAUCUAUAUCUUGACCAAUGUGGCCUAUUAUACUGUGCUAGACAUGAGAGACAUCUUGGCCAGUGAUGCUGUUGCUGUGACUUUUGCAGAUCAGACAUUUGGAAUAUUUAACUGGAUAAUUCCACUGUCAGUUGCAUUAUCCUGUUUUGGUGGCCUCAAUGCCUCCAUUGUGGCUGCUUCUAGGCUUUUCUUUGUGGGCUCAAGAGAAGGCCAUCUCCCUGAUGCCAUCUGCAUGAUCCAUGUUGAGCGGUUCACACCAGUGCCUUCUCUGCUGUUCAACGGUAUCAUGGCAUUGAUCUACUUGUGUGUGGAAGACAUCUUCCAGCUCAUUAACUACUACAGCUUCAGCUACUGGUUCUUUGUGGGGCUUUCUAUUGUGGGUCAGCUUUAUCUGCGCUGGAAGGAGCCUGAUCGACCUCGUCCCCUCAAGCUCAGCGUUUUCUUCCCGAUUGUCUUCUGCCUCUGCACCAUCUUCCUGGUGGCUGUUCCACUGUACAGUGAUACCAUCAACUCCCUCAUCGGCAUUGCCAUUGCCCUCUCAGGCCUGCCCUUUUACUUCCUCAUCAUCAGAGUGCCAGAACAUAAGCGACCUCUUUACCUCCGAAGGAUCGUGGGGUCUGCCACAAGGUACCUCCAGGUCCUGUGUAUGUCAGUUGCUGCAGAAAUGGAUUUGGAAGAUGGAGAAGAGAUGCCCAAACAACGGGAUCCCAAGUCUAACUAAACACCAUCUGGAAUCCUGAUGUGGAAAGCAGGGGUUUCUGGUCUACUGGCUAGAGCUGAGGAAGUUGAAAAGGAAAGCUCACUUCUUUGGAGGCACCUGUCCAGAAGCCUGGCCUAGGCAGCUUCAACCUUUGAACUUACUUUUUGAAAUGAAAAGUAAUUUAUUUGUUUUGCUACAUACAGUUCCAGACUUUUAAAGCGGACAAUAGAGGAGACUGGGGAGAGGAGCAUGUCAGGUGUGGGCUUGGUGGUUUUAGAAGCACCUGAGUGCGCCUACCUACUCCUCUUUUCUUUUAAAAGGGCCCACAAUCCUCCAAUUGUCUCCUUUAGAGAGACAUCAAACUAUCACAGGUGCUGGAUGACAAUAAAAAGUUAUGUUCCUAAA
Messenger RNA from Macaca mulatta (Rhesus monkey), 2801 nucleotides. The record is from RefSeq and is a predicted model, not a curated record. Lineage: Eukaryota; Metazoa; Chordata; Mammalia; Primates; Cercopithecidae.